Molecule: messenger RNA, 1590 nt
Organism: Cylindrotheca closterium
Lineage: Eukaryota; Bacillariophyta; Bacillariophyceae; Bacillariales; Bacillariaceae
Source: the annotation of a GenBank genome assembly
AUGAGCAAAUCACGCAGUCACCGAAAACGACAUGUACCGCCAGGGCCCGUCGGAAUCUGGUUUCGAACCCAACAGCAGCAGCUUCAUUCGAAAAAUCAGGGAAGUGUCACGACCGUAAAUGCCGAACAACGAUCAUCCAAAGGAGAUUCUAGUGACAAUGCAAGUCAUUCUGACAAAUCAAACAACCAUAAGGGGGGCAGGGAUAGUUCCUUUUCGCCUGUGUGGAGCAACGUCCAAGAGGAUCUGAAACUCAAUACACCGUAUCUAUCUUCGUGGAAUGGUGAUCCAAAACAAAAAUACGAUGAGUUGCGUCCACACCUGCCCCCUGACUUUAUCUUGCUUAGAGAGGUUCUUCGAGGUGACCACGACUUUGCUAUUCCACCAGGAUUUCACUUGCUUCUUCUGGUCAACUCUAUUGAAUCACACAACCUACACAGCAUUUGUACUGUCGAACUUUAUGAUGAGACAGGAUUGAGUGUCCGUGCAUGGGUUGAGCCUCGGUAUGUACAAGAACAGAUGCGGAAGCAACAAGAGGCCUCUACCAUUAGAACUGGUGUCGUUUGGAUGCUGCAAGAAAUAGGUAUGAUGGUGCAGAUGAAUGAAGAUGACGAAAAACUCGAAAGGAUCCUUUUAAUUGGAGGGAAACAUAUAACAAAAGUAUGGACUCCAGAGGAUGCCAAAGAUAUGGACUUUUUGCAGCAUAUGGAGAGAAAGAAAGCCAUAUCACAGCAUAUUUUCGAAAUUGAUAAUGACGUCGAUAGCGUUCACGAUGGUCUCCACGAGGAAGAUGUCCAUGAGACUGGCGACAGUGACCAAGCAACCAAAGAUAAUGGUAUCGCUGGGGGUACAUGCGAUCAAAGAUUCUUCUUCUUCUCUCAUGCUACAAAAAAGGGAGAAGAAAAGAAUCUGAAGACCAAAAACAACUCUCUUCCACUGAUAGGAACUGAACAGUCGACUGCAAAGUCGUCAUCACAAGAUGUCUCGUGCCGACCGAGUGAACAAAAUGCGCUUGUGGACACUACUACAAAUUGUCCAAGCGUUCCCUUUCUAGAGAAAGAAGAAACAGAAGCGCAAUCUUUCAAUGAGCAAAAGUCCGGCACAACUCUGACAGACAAGAACAAUAGACACAACAAACGCCAUGAUGAAAAAUUGCACCAACAUGCCAAGAAUCGGAGAAAGCGGAGCAAACCUUCUCUUCAGAGCCCCACACAGGCAGAAGGAGGACCGCACAGAAUUUCCAAUUCAUUAGCAAGUUGUUUGUGGGACAAUGUGCAAACGGAUGAAGUGCUUGAGUUAUUCGACGACAAUGAGGACGAUAGCGACACUUUUGCAAACAACUUGGCACAUCCUCAGAGUAUCCAAGCAAAGAAUAUAUCAUUGUCAAGUGAAGGAUCGAGGCAUAAAGAGGAGGAAAGAAGAUCGAGUACUACGCGUCCCCAGCCCCAGAAGUCGGACGAAAUGGUGCCGCAAAGCAGGUUUGGAUUGUGCUCUUCUUUAUCGCAAGAUCAAAACGAAAAUGAUCCAUCUUUUUCACUCUUUGAAGUUUCACAUCUUGCUGGUCUCGAUUUGAGUGCUUUUGACGAUGACUAA